CGAAAUGUCAGCAAUUCAGGCGACCAAGAAUAAUCAGAAUAGUUUAUAUAAAAUCCCAAACCCACCACAGAGCUAUCAUGGACCGAAAGGAGACGAACUUGAUAUCGAAGAGGAAAUUGACGAUAAGAUUUAUGUACAAGAGGAGUAUAAUCUUGUACACAGGAAAGCCAAGAUCUACCCAGUUCUUGUACAGCAUUACAGCCAGAUUAGCUCACAUGAGCCAAGCUAUACCUCUGAUAACCCUCAGGAGAAUGUUGAUGCGGAUGCAAGAAUCGACCAAAUGCUCCAAGAAGCAGGCCUAGAUCUGUUCAGUGAUGAAGAAAGUCUUGAUAGUGAAGCUGAAGAAGGUGCUGAAAACAUUGAGAUUAGAGAGAAGAUUGAAGAGAUUAAGAGAAUCAUCUCUGUAUCCACACUAUUCCAAGAGAAAGUCAUGCUAGUCAACAAGUUGCAUGAAUAUGCGAGAGAAAUUGGUACUAAAAGAACAAUUGAGCAUAUUGUUGAGCUUAUCAUCCCUAAAGUUAUCCACAAUGAAAAGCCUCAAGUAAAGAAAGCUAUCAUUCCUCAACUUCUAAAGCUGGCUAAAUUUCUGAUUGCUUCUAAAGAUGGACAUGAAGCAGUUGUGAAUAACCUCAUUGGAGAAUAUCAAGCUUUGCUUUCUGACCAAAAUCCAGAUAUUUCAAAGAAAGCUUGUGAGUCUUUACUAGGGAUAUCUAACUUACUAUCAAUGGAAGAUAGGUCGAACUAUAUCCUACCUAUAAUUCUAGGCCUUGCUCAUGACAAUGAGGAGGAAGACUCCCGUUGACUUGCUUUGCAACUUCUCAGCCAUUUCUCCUCCCUUGUUGAGAAUGAGUAUCUCGAGAAGAUAAUUGUUAGUGAAAUUAUCUCUUUGUCAGAUGAUCCAGUACUAAAUGUUAGGAGAACCACUGUAGUAUUCUUAGUCAACAUUUGCAAAAAUGUCAGGCAGGAUACAUUCGAGAGCAAGCUAUUCCCAGUGUAUUACAAACUUGCUUAUGAUAAUGUCUGGGGUGUGAGGAAAGCAGCCGUUGAGAUCCUCCCAGAUAUCUCUCAGAUCAGCUCUCCUGAGCUCAGGUCUCAACAUUUAGUGGAUCUUUAUAAGAAGUUUACUCAAGAUACCUCUAAAUGGGUGAAGAUGGCUGCUCAUCAAUAUCUGGGUCCAUUCAUUGCAACUCUGAAAGGACAGACCAUUGACAAGUCAUUGGUGAACUAUUUUUUGAGCAUGGGUGAUCCUAGAAGAGCUUCAUUUAAUUCUGAUGUAGCAUUCCACUGUGCAUUCAACUUCCCAGCAGUUCUUCUAACUCUUGGAAAAGAGAAGUGGCCAGAUUUGAAAAGGCUUUACAAAAUUUUGGUAAGAGAUAAUCAAUGGAAGGUGAGGAAGACCCUUUCUUACUCCUUACAUGAGAUCGCCAAGAUUCUUGGCCCCGAUCUAACAGAGGAUGAACUCCUUCCAGUCCUUGAAGGAUUCCUUAAAGACACAGAUGAGAUCAGAAAUGGUGUCCUAAUCCACCUUGCAGACUUCAUUAGAAUCCUCAGACCCAAGGUUAGAGAGAAGUGUAUCAGUCUUCUCGGGCACCUAGAAAGCGAGUCUAACCAUUGGAGGUUAAGAAAGCUUCUAGCUGCGCAGCUUAAAGAUUGCGUUGAGUUAUUCGAGCCAAAGGUGGUGUACAAAAUUCACUAUCCGAUUGCACUUAAACUCUGCAAGGAUGAAGUUGCUGAAGUCAGGACUAUGGCUUGUUGCAAUAUUCCGAUCAUCCUUAAAACACUUCAAAAGCAGAAAUCGAAGGACUAUUUUGAGAGAGUAAUUGAAGAUUUAUUCCAAAUCUCUUCUUCUGAAAGAUAUGCUCACAGGCAAAUCUUUGUUAUCAUGUGUGCAAAUAUUCUUCAUGAGGAUCUAGCGAUGUUCUGUAGGCAUUUCAUGCCCCAUUUCAUUGAGAAGCAAGAAGACAGAGUGGUUAAUGUUAGAAUUGUCCUUGCCAGAUAUUGUGGAAGAUUCUUAUCUAACUUCAGAGAGCCUGAGCAACCAUCAGAGACUUCCUCUGAUGUCAGCUCUGCUGUUGAAGAGCAAAUUGAGCAAAAAGAUGACUCUAAUAUCCAUAAACAUCGUAGGAGGUAUGAGAGACUUCUUUGUGAGAAGAAGUUUAUGAAAAUGAUUAUCCGUCUUAAGAACGAUGAGAAGCCUGACGUUGGCCGAGAAAUCACAGAGAAUAUAGAUUUUCAAAAAUUAAUGAAAUUCAUCAAACAAAACGAAGAAUCUGUCAAAGACAUUGAUCUUCUUGAAGAAUUUCCUGAUGAAAUUGAGGAACAAAAAUGCGCUCAUGAAGAUAGUGAAACUACAGCAAGUUUUGCUCUAAACCCAGAAUCCUCUUUACUCCUAACAGAAGAGGAAGAUGACGAUAACCCUGACUUCUCUCUAUCAGCUCCUAACGCUUCUGUUGGUCUCUGGUCACUGCAAUCCACUAGAGUGAUCAUCGAUGAAGUCAUUUCUCAAAGCUCUGACGACACUGAAGAAGUAGACUCCAUCGACGACUAAACUUCUAAAUCUCUAAACACAUAACUUCUUUCAACGUGUA
Molecule: messenger RNA, 2588 nt
Organism: Moneuplotes crassus
Lineage: Eukaryota; Ciliophora; Spirotrichea; Euplotida; Euplotidae
Source: the annotation of a GenBank genome assembly